GAACUACACCAUAUAACGAGUGGCCUGACCGCCGCACAUCAACUUAUCGUCAUGCUGCGCCGCGCUCUUCGCUCUCGUGCUGCUUUCGUGCGCCCUCAGGCGACACGUGCCUUCGCUAAGAAGGCGGACGCGUCCAAGCAGGUGCUGCGUCCCAUCCACUUCGAGCACGACGAGGAUGACACUGCCGAGCGACCGUUCCGCAUCGUAGGCGUACGCGACCUCGAAGUGCAGGACUGGGAGUACCCUACGCGUGUGGAAUCGGACCAGAAGAACAAGAACCGCGUUCUACGCAACCGCUUCGGCCACCCCAACUUCAUCAGUCUGUGGGUAGACAAGCUGAACGAGGUGGAGGGUUACCUCAAGCAGGAGAAGGUACCGUACACGAGCGAGGGUGUCGUCAAGGGCCCCGAGGGCCACGAUGUGCUGGUCAUCCCGCCCAGCGAUGACGGCAGCGUCGAGUUCUUCAACCUGUGCGACAACCCCACCAUGGUGGAGCUGGUACAGGCCACCCCCGAGAUCAUCAAGGAGUUCGAGGAGGACAACGAAGAGGACGAGGAGUAGACUACCAGGUUAGAAUGGACAAGAGCUCAGGUCGCUGCUUUAAUACAUAGUAUUUGGUUCGGUCUCUUGAUAAAAAAGCUAUGCUAACACUCGUAACUUCUCUCCGCUCUAAGUUGACAGCUAACAAUUUGGAAUC
Messenger RNA from Phytophthora nicotianae INRA-310, 697 nucleotides. RefSeq lists its product as hypothetical. NCBI's taxonomy places the organism in Eukaryota, Oomycota, Peronosporomycetes, Peronosporales, Peronosporaceae. The record is from RefSeq and is a predicted model, not a curated record. The coding region runs from base 52 to 561 and encodes 169 amino acids. The transcript has 2 exons.